AGGCACUUGUUGGCGAUUAAUCUAUCAAAUAGUCUUAUCGAUUUUUCCCUAAGUCUAUUGUGAAUUGGACGAUUGAAUUUUCCACAGACAGACACUUACUGUGCAUUUGCAAGGAAAAAAAGAUGUUGACGCAAUCAAUCCUGAAAGGCGCGCGUGUGCUGCGCACCGAGGCUCGUCGCAACAUUGCCAUCCUGGCGCCAGCACUUAACAAGGCGUCCGAUCCCAUCCAGCAGCUGUUCUUGGACAAAGUGCGCGAGUACAAGCAGAAGAGCGCUGGCGGCAAAAUUGUCGACUCCAAUCCCGAAAUUGAGCGCGAGAUUAAAAACGAGCUGGAUCGUGUUGCCAAGCAAUUCGGCAGCGAUGGCAAGACCGACAUGCUGAAGUUCCCCGAGUUCAAAUUUCCCGAUGUUAAGAUCGAUCCUAUUUCACAAGGCACCGCCACCAAUUAAGAACUUUUCGUUUAAUGAAGUUAAAAUUGUUUUAAGUUUUCCUAUCACACAACAACAGCAACAACAACAGCCAGAGCGGAGCUACCAAGUAAUUGCGUGUUAAAAUAAAAUAAAAACAAUAUAAAUUACAUAGAA
Messenger RNA from Scaptodrosophila lebanonensis, 584 nucleotides. RefSeq names its product ATP synthase-coupling factor 6, mitochondrial (gene ATPsynCF6). NCBI's taxonomy places the organism in Eukaryota, Metazoa, Arthropoda, Insecta, Diptera, Drosophilidae. Bases 123 to 449 code for a protein of 108 amino acids. The transcript has 3 exons. The record is from RefSeq and is a predicted model, not a curated record. Gene Ontology annotation, molecular function: proton transmembrane transporter activity. Gene Ontology annotation, biological process: proton motive force-driven ATP synthesis.